Annulohypoxylon maeteangense is the source of this 1374-nucleotide messenger RNA. RefSeq lists its product as uncharacterized. The transcript is spliced from 2 exons. The record is from RefSeq and is a predicted model, not a curated record. Lineage: Eukaryota; Fungi; Ascomycota; Sordariomycetes; Xylariales; Hypoxylaceae. The coding region runs from base 14 to 790 and encodes 258 amino acids.
CCCCCAAGCCAAAAUGUCCACCUCCAGAUUGCGAUCACAACCCUCUCCGGGCAUCAUGUCCUUGAUAACACCAGCCUUAUUUUUCAUCGCAGCACUGUCUGGAAGUUACCUAUUCUCAUUCAAAACACGGCAUUCAAGACGCUCGAGAACGCGCGAUCUUGCUUUGACGCGAGAUCUCGACUAUGAGUCGGAAGAUGACAGUGUCAACAACGAACGCGGCACUGGGCGUGACAAUGGCGGUGAGCCGGACCAUGACCCUAUGGCGGCCAGCACAGAAUCACGACAGCUUGUCUACGACUCGGGAAAUGACGACGAUUUCCUCAUAGUACUGGAUAGACCUCAAUUUAGGACUCAAUUCGGAGUUAGAUCCGGUGCGGCCGUCCGUGGAUACCCCAGCUAUGGAGGCGUCUACGUCCUUCAUUGCAACGCGGUCGAGCUCGACUUUCUAGGGCUCGAUCGAUUUCACAUCGCCAUGAGAGCGCUGGAUCAGGAAGAGGAGGAUGCGCAUUGCAACAACAUGCGCAGGCUCGGAGCGACGUGGUGGGAGAGCGAAGCGGCCUACCGACAAAAGACCAUGGAUCCGGACAGGUCGGGAGACCCGGUCACUUUUGUCGGAUGGCCUCCAGGAGGCGGUGUCUGGGUCCUAAGAACGACUCACGAAGAUGCAUCGGCAAGAGGUGUCGGCAGAAUCAACAAUUGCCACACGAUGGAGGAACGCUGUCGCCUGAUCAAUCACAUGGGCGGCACCUUUUACGAGAACCCGAGAGAGGGUCUAUACCUAGAAUUCUAAACGGAUUCAGGACACGAUGACCCGAGGAUGAUGAAGCUAAGAUUAUGUGGAUUAUGCGAAAAUUUCGUCUAUUUGGGAGUCUCCUUCGACCUUCAAAUCAUCCCCACGGAUGCGACUAAGAACUGUAACUACUAUACGAUGUAUUAUAACGAUGAUUCCUGCCUCGCGGUUGGACAGGAAUUUGAUUUCGUACGAUUUUAAACUUGGAUAAUGGGGCGUCGGCGUGCAGUUAGAUAUAAACACUGUUUCCUGCAUGGGAUUUUGCUGGAUCUAUGCUAAAAUGUCACCUUUAGCUAAACCUCUUCUUUUAUGAUUUUGUGAUUUGGAAUCCCCAUACAUGAGUCUGUCACUACAGUCUCAGAGGUGCCCUUAGAAAGAUUUUUCCUGCCCUCUAGCUGCGAUGCCAGCUGCAGCUCAAUAGCCGCCAGCCGACAAGACACGGCGCCUUUCCGUUCUACGUUGAUAUUUCGCAUCAUGUUUUCGUUUAGAAUGAAUACACUUUCUUCGAAGUAUCACUCAUUGAAUAAUAGACAUGAGUCUUUAAGACGCUAGGUAGACUUUUUGACAUUAAUUGGCAAGGAGAC